GUGACGGUCAGCGGUAAACUUAAAAUAGAUGAUCAAUAGUUUCCGAUGGUUCCUUCUCUGUGGUCACAUCGCGGUGCGUGCAUUAUCUGUGUGUUUAUUUUGUUCUGAUCUCAUCUUCGACGAAUCCGUUGACGGGUUGGACCGGUUUUUCGGAGCUUGUUGUUCGGUGCUCAGCAUUCAGAAUGAGGCAAGCAUUGGUGUCGUUCUGUGUGAUCGCCCUCAUCGUGACAACGAUUUCUGCUGAAGACGGUGAUCUAGACGAUCUCAUCAAUAGUUUAUUCACCAAAGCACCACAGGAUGUUGGCUCUAGUGUGAGCAGCACACCACCACCUGCCCCACCCGUAGGAUCAAUGUCAUCAUGCCAAAGUGGUCAACGUUGUAUUCAGAAAUACUUAUGCACGAAUGCUAGUACAACUGGGGAAGGACAAAUUGACAUCCGCUUCGACGAUGACAACCCCUGUGUAGAUUAUCUUUUACAAUGUUGCUAUGAAGAAGAUAUUAUUCAGGAGCCACCAUCACCCCCAACAACUAAGAUCCCGAUUGAUCCUGUUUUGAUUCACCCAGGUUGUGGGAAGCGUAAUGCCGAUGGAAUCGGUUUCCGUAUCACCGGACAGAAGGAUAGUGAAGCUGAGUAUGGUGAGUUCCCAUGGAUGGUAGCUGUGUUACGCCAAGAAAAUGCUCUAGACCAGGUAGUGAACGUUUACCUGUGCGGAGGAUCUUUGAUUCACCCAAAAGUUGUCCUCACGGCUGCUCACUGUUUGCACAACAGAACACCCGCUCAACUGAAAGUCCGUGCGGGAGAAUGGGAUACACAAACACGAAACGAGAUCUACCCGCAUCAGGAUCGUUCUGUGGUUGAAGCGAUUUCGCACCCCGAUUAUUACAAAGGAGGACUGUACAACGACAUCGCUCUUCUAUUCCUCGAUUCACCAUUCAAUUUGGAUGAAGGUAUUCAAACAGUUUGCCUUCCACCACAAGGAACGAAGUUCGACCAACAAAGAUGUUUAGCUUCCGGUUGGGGGAAGGAUGUGUUUGGUAAAUCGGGAACAUAUCAAGUGAUUUUGAAAAAAAUAGAACUGCCCAUUGUGACGCCAUCACAGUGUCAGACGGCACUGAGAACUACGCGAUUGGGACCGAAAUUUACACUCCAUAAAAGUUUUAUUUGUGCUGGUGGAGAGAAAGGCCGCGAUACCUGCAAGGGAGAUGGUGGAUCACCGUUGGUUUGUCCUAUACAAGGUUCUCACAUGCACUACUACCAAGCAGGAAUUGUAGCGUGGGGUAUUGGAUGUGGGGAAAAUGCAAUUCCAGGAGUGUACGCUGAUGUCUCUAACUUCCGGAAUUGGAUUGACCAACAGAUACAACAACGCCAACUGGACCCUAGCAGCUAUUCGCUAUAACAUUCCUGCAUCGUUUCUAAGCGUUGUACUAUCAAUAAACAUUCAAGUAGUGAACCUAGCGAACUGACCUCUGACUGUAAGUUAUCAAAAUAAACAAAUAAGAGCUUGCGGCGUGUAUUACA
Malaya genurostris is the source of this 1519-nucleotide messenger RNA. RefSeq names its product phenoloxidase-activating factor 2-like. The transcript has 5 exons. Gene Ontology annotation, biological process: proteolysis. Lineage: Eukaryota; Metazoa; Arthropoda; Insecta; Diptera; Culicidae. Gene Ontology annotation, molecular function: serine-type endopeptidase activity. The record is from RefSeq and is a predicted model, not a curated record. The coding region runs from base 183 to 1397 and encodes 404 amino acids.